CAAGACAUGGCAGCAGAGGUACAGCUCCACCCUCCACCCUCCAGCCUCCACCCGUCGGUCCUGUUGACAACUGCGCCCAGAUUCGCCCGUCGGUGAGCUUCAUCUGAGCGCUGCUCCUCCGCGCUGAACCCCUUUGCCACUUUCGCCGGCAGCACGAAAGAAACAGCAGCAAGUUCUUCAUCAUGAACUGGGGCUUCCUCCAGGGCCUCCUGAGUGGGGUGAACAAGUACUCCACCGCCUUCGGGCGAGUGUGGCUGUCCAUCGUGUUCGUCUUCAGGGUGCUGGUGUUCGUGGUGGCGGCCGAGAAGGUUUGGGGCGACGAGCAGAAGGAUUUCAAAUGCAACACGGCUCAGCCGGGUUGCCACAACGUCUGCUACGACUACUUCUUCCCCGUGUCCCACGUGAGGCUGUGGGCCCUGCAGCUCAUCUUCGUCACAUGCCCCUCGUUCCUGGUGGUGAUGCACGUGGCCUACCGGGAGGACCGGGAGCGCAAGAACCGCCGCAAGUACGGCGAGAACUGCCGCCGCCUCUACCAGAACACGGGCAAGAAGCGCGGAGGCCUGUGGUGGACCUACGUCCUGACUCUGGUCUUCAAGGUCAGCGUGGACGCCACCUUCGUCUACCUCGUUUACCACAUCUACGAGGGCUACGACUUCCCCUUGCUCAUCAAGUGCUCGCAGAAGCCGUGUCCCAACCAGGUGGACUGCUUCAUCUCCCGGCCCACUGAGAAAAAAAUCUUCACCAUCUUCAUGGUGGUCACCAGCCUGGCCUGCAUCCUCCUCUCGGUAUUGGAGAUCCUUUACCUGGUCGGCAAACGCUGCCGCGAGUUCUUCGGCGGUGUCCCUCACUCUCACCACAUUGUGACCACCAGUGGCAGCAACUUGAUGGAGUCAAACGAGCUGAAGAUGUCCAAGAAGAAUCCGCUGGAAACCCCUGCCCCUGCGUACAGCGCGGCCAUAUUUUGAAAUCAUGCUGCUUCUUUUUUUUUGUGUGUGUUUGUUUGUUUUUCAGGCAAAGACUUGACAAGGCAUCCUCAUGUCUUUUGAAAAUGAUCUGCAAUGACUUCUUACCGUCUGGAAAUUUGAGGUUCUUGCGCCUCGAUGGCACAUGGUCACUGUAGUGUUUUCAGUGGCAGUUUGUGAAACAAAGCAAAAAAGCAAGUUUGUGUGACGUGGGCUUUGAGAGCAUUACAUGAGUCAGUCUGUGCUUUGGUUCCUGUGGUCUCUUCCACACCCACGGGGUUUCUGUGUCAGAUUUUCCUCUGUGGCCAGUGCCAAACCUCCAAAUGUUUUCAUUCAAAUUGUACGGAGUCUUUGCAACUCGCAUAUCAACUGCGCGGACAACAUUUUUUUGGGACACUCUUAAUCGAGCAAAUCAGAGAUUGGGAUUAGACCCUUUGACCUCCCCCUGAAUCUUAAUUCUUUGAAAUGAAUGAAUACGUUGUGUGCUUUGUCAGACCAAAUCCAAAUCAUAUCGUUGGAAGAGUCAAGGAAGAACAUGAAAGUUGGGAUGGGCAUUUGACGACAUUUUCUUGAUCAGCUCUGGGGGAAACUAACAAAGAAUUCCCAGGUUACUGGCCAGCGCAGCGGACGAGGGGUUCUGAAUCUCAGUUGUGGCGUUUGCGUGUUCUCUGUUUGCGCAUUGGUUUCCUCCGGGUACUUUGGCUCCCUCCCAAAUUCCAAAAACAGGAAUGUUAUCUAAUUAAAGAUUCUACAUUUUCCAUCGGUGUGAAUGGUUGUUUCUAGGCUUUACACGAUCAGGAUUUUUGGGGCGAGUUUAAAAAAACGAUGACCGAUCCGAUCACAAGAUGGAGGAAGGUGUCUAUUUAAAUGACAUGUUCAUUUACUGUAUGUACUUGUGUACUUAAUUGCUCCAAAAAUUACAUUUACAAUAAAUAAUGUAUCUUUGUUCCUCUAUUUAUGCCAGUGAGGCAUAGUGACAGACAGAACAAAUGAAUGGUCUUCCAUUUAGAUGGCAGGAAGUCAAUACACUAAUUCAUGUAAUCCACUUUUUGUGAGAUUUUUCAAUUGUAAAAUAUGUUCCUUGGCUCCGUAAAGGUUGGAAAUCACUGCUCUAGUCAGAUCGUGUAUUCUAAUCAGUCGGGUCAAACCAACAUUACAACAUGACGGAAAUAAUGGCUGCUAACCUACUGUAAUUCAAUUACUUUAUUGUAAUUCAAUUACUUCACCCACACCGAAACUUUAGAGCAUGAUACGACAGAACGGCGGCAUGUUUAUAUCCAACCAUUCGCGCUAGCGCUAGCUUGCUAGGCUACAUAACGUUUUGUUGCCUGCUUGUGAGCCGUAUCGUAUUCAAAGUAUGUGAACGUACCUCAAGCGACCCUUAAACGAACGUCCUUUCCUGUCCUGAGCACCGUUGACCACCAACACACCAUUUUGUCCUCAUAAUACAAAGUCAACCCGCUCCACUCUUGUUGUCGUCACCACGGUAACGAGUUCAUCCGGGCGCAUUUGAGUUGACAAGAUAAAGCCCAAUGAUCGUAAAAAAAACGGGAUGCGGUGGUAUCAGAAUACAAGCUUUUGUUGCAGUGGUCUGAGCAAAUUUGUCUUUUCGUCUGAUCGGGCAUUACGUGUUGUCUGUCUCAGACGUCACCGCCGACAUGUUUUUAUUGUUUUUUGUUUUGUUUUUUUUCAACUGCAUUGGCCGUCAGAUAUUUACAGUACUACGUCAAAAGACACGCGACAAGGCUAAAAAUAAACUAGCUUUUGGAUUCAAACAUACUGUGCACGUGGCGACGCGGAGUAAAUGUCUUUGAUCGGAUCGGCGAAUUAUGGCAUUAAAGCCGCUCAGCCCAUCAGCAUAAAAUGCUAAAUAUCGGCCGAUACCGAUCAGCCCGAUCAAAUCGGUGUCAAGUCUAGUUGUUUCAUGUUUGAUUGCCCAAAGUCAGCUGGGAGAGGCUCCAGCUCACUGUAGAAAAUGGUUGGAUGGCUGGAUAGUCAAAACGAAUAGACGUCUUUUCAGAUUACUUUGGAAUGGGAUGGAAAUGUUCUUUGAAUGUUCUGAACUCCUGUUUCCACGCUAGUGUUCUCGUACUCAACUUCCCAACGCUAAUAUCGUCGACUUUCUUAACUAGUUGAGACCAAAUCAACUACCGUUUGCAGCCAAGUAGUGCACUCCAUUUUGCCCCAAUUUCUGUAAUUGCUCAACAAUCAGUUCCACACCAUCUACUGAUCAUUUCCUAACGAUCACUGAAUGGAUUAUUAAGUCAAAUCCUAGAGCUAACCGCCAUCAAAUACCAACGGGUUGAACUCCAAGAGAGAGACUGAGCCAAGAGGAACUACUAAAGUAUCUUAAGAAUUCCCAAAAGAGUGGAAUCGGUCAUAUUUUCCUUCCGCUUUUACUUUCCGCGUGGUCCUGUCCCAAUACCUUUGCCCAUAAUGUGUUCGUAUGUUUGAGUGCGUGUAUGUACAUUUGCUUACAUUGUUUUACACUGUGUAUGUAAUUUAUCACCACUUUAGUAUGAAAGAUGCAAGUUGCUUGUUUUUUACACUGUUAAGAUGUAUAUAUUUCCAGUAAAUACUUGUUUUCCCACUGUA
Phyllopteryx taeniolatus (common seadragon) is the source of this 3557-nucleotide messenger RNA. It is a transcript of the gene gjb10, whose product is annotated as gap junction protein beta 10. The coding region runs from base 183 to 965 and encodes 260 amino acids. Gene Ontology annotation, cellular component: connexin complex. NCBI's taxonomy places the organism in Eukaryota, Metazoa, Chordata, Actinopteri, Syngnathiformes, Syngnathidae. The transcript has 2 exons. The record is from RefSeq and is a predicted model, not a curated record. Gene Ontology annotation, biological process: cell communication.